AUGGACCAAAGGACCAAGGAGGUAGCACCUGGUGUCAGGAUGAGAGUUCUGAAAGAGCUAGACGGUUACCUCUACAUGUCGAAAUACUCUACCAGAGGCCGGACAUUCCAGGAACAGACCCUCUCCAAUCGCUGUAUCUUUUCUGUCAACGACCCGGUCCAUUUUCGCCGUCCUUAA
Molecule: messenger RNA, 177 nt
Organism: Aspergillus alliaceus
Lineage: Eukaryota; Fungi; Ascomycota; Eurotiomycetes; Eurotiales; Aspergillaceae
Exons: 2
Coding region: 1-177 (58 amino acids)
Source: RefSeq, a predicted model, not a curated record